AUGAGCGCUCCCGGAUACUACAACGGCCCUCCUCCCCCGCCCCAGGCGUACCCUCCCCAGGGCUAUCCGCCUCCGCAGGGUGGUUAUCCUCCCCAGGGAUACCCCCAGCAGCCCUACCCUCCGAUGCAGUACCAGCAACAGCCCCCUCCCCAGCAGAAGGACCGCGGAUGUCUCGGUGCCUGCCUGGCGACGCUCUGCUGCUGCUUCCUGUGUGAGGAGUCCUGCGAAUGCUGCUUCGAGUGCAUCGAGUGCUGUGAGAUGUGUUAA
Molecule: messenger RNA, 267 nt
Organism: Aspergillus luchuensis
Lineage: Eukaryota; Fungi; Ascomycota; Eurotiomycetes; Eurotiales; Aspergillaceae
Exons: 4
Coding region: 1-267 (88 amino acids)
Source: RefSeq, a predicted model, not a curated record